This is a messenger RNA of Panicum virgatum (switchgrass), 743 nucleotides long. RefSeq lists its product as uncharacterized. The record is from RefSeq and is a predicted model, not a curated record. NCBI's taxonomy places the organism in Eukaryota, Viridiplantae, Streptophyta, Magnoliopsida, Poales, Poaceae. Bases 30 to 416 code for a protein of 128 amino acids. The transcript has 6 exons.
CAAACACUGACACUGCUGCUGCGUUCACAAUGACAACCGGCGGCUCAGGUUCAUUAACGAACAAGGAUGACCUUACAAAAGGUCGAGAGGAUCUCCCAGAGUUAGGUAAACCAAUAAAAGGAUCAGAAAAUAAAGGAAAAGGAAAAGGAAAAGCAGAGAAUCAAGAAAAAAGGAUGCUGCCCGCUGGUGUAUUUAUCUUGACUGCCAUUGCUGCCAUCGAAAUUGAGCAUGAACAGGGCAAUCCUAAAAAACACAUUGUGCAGCUGACUCGCGCUGAUGCUUUUCCGGAGAUAUCCAUUACUUUUCUUACCGAGGCUCCAAAUGAACCACUCGUCCAGGAAAUAAAACAGAAGGUGAGAGAAUGUGAGAUUAUUUUGAGCUUCCUUGAGACCGUCCAUCAAGACACUGUUGAAUGACGCUGCUAAAGGAAACUCAGCGUGUGACAAGAACAAGUGCAGUGGAGACACACAGCUUGGGCGAUGUCUUCGUAUCAUUCAUCUGGUGACAUGUAUAUGUUCCAGUGUUCCGCUUGCAGACACUUAUGUUUGGGCUUCGAUUAUGUUGAGCAGCUUUUGUUAGGGCCUAGCUGCUGCAUGCUUCCUUAAUUUAUCUUGUUCAGUCUUCGUUUCAGCUCUUUCAAUUGUUGUCCUGUGGUCGUGUCCAGGCUUAGAGGUGGCCUGCGUAACUUGUUCACUCUCAUGCAUGUUCGUAAUAAUGAUGUCAAAAGUGUUCACUUCUGUGAA